Fusarium proliferatum ET1 is the source of this 1164-nucleotide messenger RNA. RefSeq lists its product as uncharacterized. The record is from RefSeq and is a predicted model, not a curated record. Bases 1 to 1164 code for a protein of 387 amino acids. The transcript is spliced from 3 exons. NCBI's taxonomy places the organism in Eukaryota, Fungi, Ascomycota, Sordariomycetes, Hypocreales, Nectriaceae. Gene Ontology annotation, molecular function: oxidoreductase activity.
AUGCCUCAUACCGUCGGCUGCUUCGCUCUUACACAUCAUAUUCUACUCAACUACUUACCCCAGACAAAUAUGUCACUUCCCGAGACCUAUCGAGCCUUUAGACGUACAACUGGCGAUUUUCCUCGGACCGUUGAACUGUCCAUCGAGACCGUGCCACGCGUACUUGGACCGAACGAUGUCCUGAUCAAGGUCCACGCAGUCUCACUCAACUUCCGCGAUGUUGCCAUGUUAAACGGGAUAUAUCCGAUGACAAUGGAAGACCGAGGCAUUCCUUGCUCUGACGCUGCUGCCGAGGUCGUCGCAGUCGGUUCAGCCGUCGAAGGCUUUGCUACCGGAGACCAUGUUUCGGUUAUAAGUGACCUCAACAAUAUCACGGGAUCUGAAGACGAACCUCUUUAUGGUCUUGGUGGAGACACCGCUGGUGUUCUUCGCGAAUACGCCGUUUACCAAGAUAAGCAUCUUGUGAAGCUACCUCAGCAGUUAUCAUGGGAAGAGGCGGCUACUAUCACGAUCGCUGGUGUCACAGCAUGGACGGCCCUUGAUGGCUUGACCACGGCAUCCAAGUCACGCAGCGCUCUCAUGCAAGGUUUGAUCCAUGCUCCAGUUCUUCCAUCUGAGAAUAACAGUGAGAUAGGCACCGGAGGCGUCAGCAUGUUCGCCCUCCUGAUUUGUCUCGCGGCGGGCAUCCAGCCAAUCAUCACAUCUUCAUCGGACGAGAAGCUUGAAGCUGUUAAGAAACUUGACCCUCGAGUCCGCGGCAUCAACUACAAAACUACCCGAGAUCAAGGAGCAGAAGUCCGGCGUUUGACUGACGGCCAAGGUGUCGAUUUUGUCAUCAACAAUGCGGGUCCAGGGUCGGUUCCCCAGGAUAUCAGCUUCCUACGCCAGCGAGGCGGUACAGUGUCACUGGUUGGCUUUCUAGGUGGUAUCGGUGGUGACUGGCAGCCUGCCGCGAUCAUGGCCUUGAUGACCAAGUCUGCUAGGAUCAAGGGAAUCGCUGUUGGCUCUAAGGCGGAUUAUAUAAACCUCAAUCGGUUCCUGGAAGAGAAGAAGGUUUCUCUUUCUCCGCUUGUGGACCGUGUUUUCCCGUUUGAGGAGUCGCAAACAGCAUUUGACUAUCUCUAUGCUGGCAAGCAUGCAGGAAAGGUGGUCAUCAAGAUUUAG